GUGCUACCAAGUACACAGAUAAAGACAAUGGAGGGAUGCUUGUGUGGUCGCCUUACCACACUGUCCCAGAUGCCAAAUGCUUUUCCUCAGUCUAUGGAGCAGUAAAAGAAAUGCCUUGGAGCUUCAGAGAGCCCACUCCCAUUACCAUUUAAAGAGGGAAGGUGAGAGAAGUGACUGCAGCCCUCAGGUCAUCUUGUGCCCUCCAUUUCUGGACGGAGACCUUCUGGAGCCCUCACCAUGCACUUCUUGACCCAUGGCUUUAGACUUCAGUGUGAUGUAGCGGACCUGACCCCUUUGCGGCACAUCAGAUAUAGGAAACACACAGUGGAUGAAUACAUCGCCAUUGCAAAAGAGAAGCAUGGCUACAACGUGGAACAGGCGCUUGGCAUGCUGUUCUGGCAUAAACAUAACAUUGAGAAGUCCCUUGCUGACCUUCCUAACUUCACUCCCUUUCCGGAUGAGUGGACUGUGGAGGACAAAGUCCUAUUUGAACAAGCCUUCAGUUUUCACGGGAAGAGCUUCCACAGGAUUCAGCAAAUGCUUCCAGAUAAGACAAUUGCAAGUCUUGUAAAGUAUUACUAUUCUUGGAAAAAAACUCGCUCAAGGACAAGUUUGAUGGAUCGCCAGGCCCGUAAACUGGCCAAUAGGCAUAAUCAGGGUGACAGUGACGAUGAUGUGGAAGACACACACCCAGUGGACGGGAAUGACAGUGACUAUGACCCAAAAAAGGAAGCCAAAAAAGAGGGUAACACUGAACAGCCCGUCCAAACCAGCAAGGUUGGCCUCGGGAGGAGGGACUACCAGAGCCUACAGCACCGCCAUCACUCGCAGCGUUCCAAGUGCCGCCCACCUAAGGGCAUGUAUUUAACCCAGGAGGACGUGGUGGCUGUUUCCUGUAGUCCCAAUGCAGCCAACACUAUCCUGAGGCAACUGGACAUGGAGUUGAUCUCUCUAAAGCGUCAGGUUCAGAAUGCUAAGCAAGUAAACAGUGCGCUUAAGCAGAAAAUGGAAGGUGGAAUUGAAGAGUUCAAACCUCCUGAGUCAAAUCAGAAAAUUAAUGCCCGUUGGACCACAGAGGAGCAGCUCCUAGCAGUGCAAGGUGUCCGCAAAUAUGGUAAAGAUUUUCAAGCUAUUGCAGAUGUAAUUGGCAACAAGACUGUUGGCCAAGUGAAGAACUUCUUUGUAAACUACAGGCGCCGGUUUAACUUAGAGGAGGUAUUGCAGGAGUGGGAAGCAGAACAAGGAACCCAGGCUUCUAAUGGUGAUGCCUCUGCUUUAGGGGAGGAGACAAAAAUUGCUUCUAAUGUGCCGUCAGGGAAGAGCACUGAUGAAGAAGAGGAGGCACAGACCGCACAGGCCCCUCGGACUCUGGGUCCAUCACCUCCUGCCCCAUCACCCACUCCAACACCAACAGUCCCCAUUGCCACUCUGAACCAGCCUCCGCCACUUCUUCGUCCGACACUGCCUGCGGCGCCCGCUCUUCACCGGCAACCUCCUCCGCUGCAGCAGCAGGCUCGGUUCAUCCAACCCCGGCCAACUCUGAACCAGCCUCCCCCGCCUCUCAUCCGUCCUGCUAACUCUCUGCCACCCCGCCUAAACCCAAGACCAGUGCUGACCACGGUUGGCGGUCAACAGCCACCGUCACUCAUUGGGAUCCAGACAGAUUCACAGUCCCCACUGCACUGAGACUCAGACUGGACCAAGUGGCAGUUGUUUCUCACCCAUCGUCACACCAUACUCAUAUGACUGCUCCAAACGAGGGAAACCUCUUCCCAGAUGCUGAGGCUGCAAACGAGCUCUGUGGCAGUGCCCUAGAGCACAGUGGGCGUGACACCGCAGGGAGCCUCUGUUUAGCCUCCUUUCCAGUGUUCACCAGUGGGAUCUCAUGGGAGGAAAAAGGAUUCUAUAUUCCAAGGGGUUUGUUUAUUUUGACUGUAUUUAUUUUGUUGAGGUUUCUUACUUUCCUGCCUCUUCAUACUCAAAGCUGUUAGUACAAAAAUAUUGACUUAAGAAUUGUAAAAAACAAAAAACAACAACAAAAAAAAACCCAAACUCCUUAAGUUCCUUGAGGAUUUUUAGCUUUUUGCCUUUUUUCUUUAAUUUAAAUUUUUUAAAAAAAAACACUUUCCUAUGUUAGGAGUGCAAGAAGAAAUAGGCUGCAUUUCAGAUUUUUGAUAUGUUCAUAUUCAUAUUUAAGAAAUGAUAGCUUCAUAUCCCUUUUUUCAAAAUACAUUGCUUUUUUUCUAAAGGAAUUCUAAUAUAUUCCUUUAAAAGAAAGCAAUUAAAUCAAUUGCAAAGCAAUUAUAUGAAACCACAAAGAAUGUAUUGAGCCUGCUAAUCCUUUAACAUAGUUUGGGGUCCUAGCACAAAGCCCUUGUUUAAAGGUCACUGGCCCUGUUCUCUAUCGGUAACAGAGGUUUGGGAUCAUUUACUUGCAGAAAAAGGACUUUAAAUUUGGUGAGAUAUAAUGUUUUUAAGUUCUUUGAAGAUGUUAAUUUUGAAAAAAAAAAAGUUUCUAAAUGCUAUUUGUUUUUAGCUAGUAUCUGCCUGUGCUGGGAAUUUAGAACAGAAUGUAUUUUGUCAGUUAUGUGGAGAUGGUGGUUACGUAAGCAAUUAUUUACAGUUUAUAUUAUGAACUUAAAGUUGCCCUCAUACUCAUUAAUAGGGUCUUCGUUUAAUAUGAAGGGUGUGCUUUUCUUUUUUUCUUGAUAAGUCUCUACUGUGCGUUUGGAUACAUUUGUGGGAUCCUUGCAACCAACCUGUGCUUGUGAUUUGAUUUAGAGUUAAAUCAUCAGCAUCCUUUCACGAGGUGAACUUGAGAGUCCGUUGUGUUAUUGCAAUAAUUGUGCCGUUAACUAAAGUACUGAGACCGGUUUUUGUGAAGAAACAGGCUGAAAGUCUUUUUAUUCCAGCAUGAAAUCAUUAGCACCCACAAAGAAUGCUCCACGAUGAUAGCAUUUCAACAGUGCGUUACUGUAGUUUUGAGAGAAUGAUUUCAUAUGGGAAGCAUGUCUUGUCGGAGGCCACCCACAUCAAAGGGGUCAUGUGCUCCCUAAGUGAUGGAAAACUAGUUCCUUUAUGUAAAGGCUCCCCAGCCAUAAAAACCCUAGCUUUAAAUUCAUUGGUCAGUUUUAAUUUUCAAGUUUUCCUUCAAAAGGACCCUCCAUUCUGACAUAAUUGAAAUUGGCUCGAAGGAGAGGCUCUUUUUUCUCUCUCUCUCUCUCAUUGGAUCACCUAAAUAGUUUACAUCCCAUAUAAAAUGUAAUAUUAAAGAAUCUAUACUUACUUUUACUUUAAAAGCCAUGGAAGACGGUUGUGUAUCUUAAACUGUCGAGAGCAUUUUUUUUAAGCACUUGUCUUGUGUCUGUGCAUAUCACACCUUGACAGCUUUCACUGUCUAGUCUCCUGUCAGUAGACCUUCAGUACACUCUGGGGAAUGUCAGUCAAGUUGGUCAGCACCAGUGUCUGUCCAGAUGUUCAGUAUCUUGUGGUUCAUUUAAAACCCAUUCCAUCCCAGACAUGGGCCUAGGUGCUGUAUCUGAGGGAUGUGUUGCAAUUUUAUUUACAAACACUAGAGCACACAGUAGGAAAGUUGUAGUUUCAUUAGUAAUCUGACACAUGUAUAUAGUGAAAUGUCUUUAUUGUGUGCUUUGCAUACUUUGUAAAUAUUUUGCACGUCCUUAUUUUCCAUUUUUGUUUGAGCAGUGUUUGGCCUGGAAGAGUAAUAUGCUUGCUGUCUAAAGGAUUAAAGAUUUAAAGGUG
This is a messenger RNA of Cricetulus griseus (Chinese hamster), 3762 nucleotides long. The record is from RefSeq and is a predicted model, not a curated record. NCBI's taxonomy places the organism in Eukaryota, Metazoa, Chordata, Mammalia, Rodentia, Cricetidae.